This is a messenger RNA of Venturia canescens, 2627 nucleotides long. RefSeq lists its product as uncharacterized. NCBI's taxonomy places the organism in Eukaryota, Metazoa, Arthropoda, Insecta, Hymenoptera, Ichneumonidae. The transcript is spliced from 7 exons. The record is from RefSeq and is a predicted model, not a curated record. Bases 1358 to 2512 code for a protein of 384 amino acids.
CAUCAUUUGCCAAAUCUCUUGUCGCCACUAUUACGUCUUACAGAUUUCGAUAUUAUUAAAGGAGUGCCAUUGGACUCGAUGCAUUUACUGCUUUUAGGCGUCAUGAAAUUGCUUUUAGAGAAGUGGACACAGGGAAAAAGUCGGCAACGUCUAACACGAGCGCAGUUGAACCUUUUAAAGCAAUUACUGGAUUUAUUGAAAGGUUCAGUACCUGCUGAAUUCCAAAGAAAAAUAUUUGAAAUACGCGAAGUGGCAAAAUGGAAAGCAACGCAAUACAGGACCAUACUGCUGUAUGUUGGUGCAGUGGUUCUUCGUGACGUAUUGCCACAUAAAUAUUAUCAACAUUUUCUGCUGCUGGUAGUGGCAAGUCGUAUUCUUUCCAGUAAAAAACUUGCUGUGCCGUAUGCGGAUUAUGCGAAUAUCUUACUACGAGAAUUUGUAUCCCUAAUGCCAUCAUUAUAUGGACCAGGCUCACAGGUGUUGAAUGUCCAUAAUUUAAUUCAUAUUUCGGACGACGUAAAACACUUCAAAUUGCCACUAACCGAAAUCUCGGCGUUUUGGGCAGAAAAUUUCUUGGGGCAACUUAAAAAAUUGAUACGAACUCCGAAAUAUCCCUUAAUUCAGGUGGUAAAACGACUAACGGAAGUCGAUUGUCUGCCCGGCCAAAAAAUACGUAUUCGAAAAAAAUGUAAUAGCAUGGUUCUCGAAGGGGCCGUUAUUAAAGGAGUUAUGGUGGGAGAAAUGCUUAUUAAAUCAAAACGACCAGAUAAUGUUGUAGAAUUAAAAGACGGAAAAUUAAUGAUAAUCAACAACAUUGUGGAGAAAAAACAGAAUGAUUUAACGAAUGAGCAGAGUAGAAAAUUUGCUGUGGAAGGAUUUCCGGUAAUAAAAACUGGUGAUCUGUUCUCUCGCCCAGAUUCAUCUCAGAAAUUUGGUUUCAAGGAGAUUCUGGAAGUUUCCGACAAAUCAAUCGUCGUGCCUAUAGAAGAAAUCUAUUGUAAAUGUUUUGAAAUACGAACAAAUUCUGCUCGAUUUGCUGUUAAUUUACUUCACAAUUAAUUCAAACGAAAAAUGAUGAAGUUGGUUUCCGUUCAAAGACUCCCGAUACGAGUACGUGUUGAAGCAUCGGCGCCCAUUUCUUCGCCAACGUAAGCCCUCCGUAGAAAAUCGUCGGCUUUCUUCGUUUCUACCGAUAUGCGCCCAUUAAUGCGCAGUACUCGAAAAUUCAAGAUUUCGUGUCAGUCCUCACUCGGUGUUUUCGGUGACCAGACCAGUAAUUACGUGCUAACGUGUCGAACGUGUUGAAUCGUGUCAUUCGCCCCGGAAAGAUACUAUUCGCAGUAUUAAAACUUACAGGAUGGAUAAUAUCGAAGAUCAAGUGAAAUUUUUCGUCGUUGAAUUCGACGAAUUCACUGAAGAAAAUUUCCCGGUCAUUGAUUUAGUUCCACGGUCAUGGGUAGUAUCGACGACCACUGGGCUACGUUGUCAAUAUCCGAACGCGAGUCCCAGCAAAAUUCAGAAAUGGGUGAAAAACCAAAAAGAACCACGUUCGAAUUGGAUGGAUUAUGCUGUUGUUCGCAUCAUUUUUGAAGCACAUGACUAUGAACAAGGUUUUCGACGUCUAAAAAGAUGCCUAAAAAACAUUGAAACGGCACCAAGCACUGACACUGACAACGACGAAACAACCCUGACACUUUUGGAUUCCGUUUCGGAAAAACAACUACUGUCGUAUCUCAAUAAAGAAAAUCCUCUACCUGUCAAUGAUAGUCUCCAUUUAUCGAAUAUCUUGGGUGAUACGCAAGGGAUGCCAUCGCCAAAUAAAAAUAGAUCCAUCAACUGCGACCGUGUAUUAUCAGAUGGAAACGGAAAUUCGAAACGCAACGAAAAUGAUGAUUUAAAGCGUCAUAUUGACGAAAAAUUAAAUGAAAUCAAACGAGAUCUGAUGCGAGCAAUAGAUUCUGCAAAAAGAAGUCUCCAGUACGACUUGGACAAAAAAAUCGUCGAAAUUAAUAAUAAUAUCAUGUUUUCGUCGAAAUCAGCAUUGAAGCAUGGGUCAGAAGCACGAAAAGUAAUUACUACCGCGCUUCCUAUUAAUAAUUUGGAAGAUUUCUUGAAAUUCGACAAGUCUCUACAGGAUGAAAAUGCAGAAACAAAAAGUGCACUGAUUAUCUUACUAAAGUCUUCUGUAGCCGGAAUAACUUCGAUUCAAAAAGACAUUGGUAUCAUGGUCUCAACGAUCAUGAGUAAAGCUGUACAAAUUAAAUACAGUGGAUGCGGCCGAAAAGUCAAGAACGCCGAAACAAAAUUGAAUUUCAGCGCAACAUUGACAUUUGAAUGUAUGAAAGAAAUUUUGCGAGAAAAGUAUUCUGAUGGUCCGGAGCUUGUCGGGCUUUCAACGAAACUAAGUCGGUGGUUCGCAGGUGCUGGUGACCGAGAAGGUGGUCGUCGUGAACGCACCAAUCAGCUUCCUACGCCUACCACUGAACCCGUUGCGACAUCCGAUAUAGAAUAAUCGGUUUCUUACAUUGCUAAGAAAGUUUUCGUUUCCCAAUAAUUUUCUAUGUUCUUUUUUGCUUUAUUUUUAAGAUUAACAAAAGAUACAGUUGAAAGUUUUUUUUUCUUUUCUG